Messenger RNA from Mirounga angustirostris (Northern elephant seal), 17346 nucleotides. RefSeq names its product protein serine kinase H1 (gene PSKH1). Gene Ontology annotation, molecular function: protein kinase activity; ATP binding. Bases 222 to 1496 code for a protein of 424 amino acids. The record is from RefSeq and is a predicted model, not a curated record. The transcript has 3 exons. NCBI's taxonomy places the organism in Eukaryota, Metazoa, Chordata, Mammalia, Carnivora, Phocidae. Gene Ontology annotation, biological process: protein phosphorylation.
UUGGCGUAAAGCGCGCGCUGUGAUGACGUCACGACGCUGACGCCUGAGGAUGGCGGCGGCGGCGGUGGCGGCGGCGGCGGCGACCCUGUCCGCGGUCCGGAGAGGGUCGGCACAGCCGCCGAGACGCCGAAGACCCCGCCGUCCGCGCGAGGUGUAGACGGGGCACUGCCUGCAGAGCAGGUCCUGCCAACCUCGCUAGAGAGGAUGCCCCCGUGUCCGUGAUGGGCUGUGGGACAAGCAAGGUCCUUCCGGAGCCGCCAAAGGACGUCCAGCUGGAUCUCGUCAAGAAGGUGGAGCCCUUCAGUGGCACUAAGAAGGAUGUGUACAAGCACUUCAUCACAGAGGUGGACAGUGUUGGUGCUCUCAAAGCCGGGCUCCCAGCAGCCAGUCAGGGUGCAAACCCCUGCCCUGGUGCCCCCGUUAGCAGCCACACAGAGCCUCCCUCAGAACCACCACGCAGGGCCAGGGUGGCUAAGUACAGGGCUAAGUUUGACCCACGUGUGACGGCCAAGUACGACAUCAAAGCCCUCAUUGGCCGAGGCAGCUUCAGCCGAGUGGUCCGUGUGGAGCACCGGGCAACCCGACAGCCCUAUGCCAUCAAGAUGAUUGAGACCAAGUACCGGGAAGGGCGGGAGGUAUGUGAGUCAGAGCUGCGUGUGCUGCGCCGGGUGCGUCACGCCAACAUCAUCCAGCUGGUGGAGGUGUUUGAGACGCAGGAGCGCGUGUACAUGGUGAUGGAGCUGGCCACCGGUGGAGAGCUCUUUGACCGCAUCAUCGCCAAGGGUUCGUUCACUGAACGUGAUGCCACGCGGGUGCUGCAGAUGGUGCUGGAUGGUGUCCGAUACCUGCACGCACUGGGCAUCACACAUCGAGACCUCAAGCCUGAGAAUCUGCUCUACUACCACCCCGGCACUGACUCCAAGAUCAUCAUCACCGACUUCGGCCUGGCCAGUGCCCGCAAGAAGGGCGACGACUGCCUGAUGAAGACCACCUGUGGCACACCCGAGUACAUUGCGCCUGAGGUCCUGGUCCGCAAGCCCUACACCAAUUCCGUUGACAUGUGGGCACUGGGUGUCAUUGCCUACAUCCUGCUCAGUGGCACCAUGCCCUUUGAGGACGACAACCGCACCAGGCUGUACCGGCAAAUCCUCAGGGGCAAGUACAGUUACUCGGGGGAGCCCUGGCCCAGUGUGUCCAAUCUGGCCAAGGACUUCAUUGACCGCCUGCUGACAGUGGACCCCGGCGCCCGCAUGACUGCGCUGCAGGCCCUGAGGCACCCAUGGGUGGUGAGCAUGGCAGCCUCUUCAUCCAUGAAGAAUCUGCACCGCUCCAUCUCCCAGAACCUCCUCAAACGUGCUUCCUCACGCUGCCAGAGCACCAAAUCAGCCCAGUCCACGCGUUCCAGCCGCUCUACACGCUCCAACAAGUCGCGCCGCGUGCGGGAGCGGGAACUGCGGGAGCUCAACCUGCGCUACCAGCAGCAGUACAAUGGCUGAGCCGCGGGGCUGCGGUGUGGACGGGCCGCGGUCCCAGCUGGGCCAUGCGUUGCCGGGCCCCUGGGGCCCCAUGCCCUCUCUGGAGAUGGGCCUGUAUGGCCAGUGGCAGGUGAAUGGCCCCCGCCCCUUCCCUGUCCCUUCAGCAGCCCCCAUCCUCAUCCUGGGCCUGACCCUGGUGUGAGAGUGGAGGGAGCCUAGGGGUCUGUGAGCGCUCUGAACUGGGAGCCUGGCCUGGCACCAGGGCUCUUUUUGGUGGGCAACUGCUCUGCUAGAAGUUGGGGAAGGGGUAGGACAUGGCCUUCAGGCUCCCUCACCCCUUGGCUCUUCCCCAAGACCAAAGAGGCAUGUAGUGCCGGGCAGAGGGUGUCCUGUGGUCCCAGGACUCUUUGGGACAGUUACUUCUGAAACCCUCUUCACUGAACCUUCUCUGGCCCCCCAUAUUCCAUUGCAUCCUGAUCUGUGCCCCAGUGAGAGGCCAGGGAGGCACAAAGCUUGUGCCUCAGCUGGACUCUCAGCCCCUGGCUAAGUCCAGACAGUCCCCCACCUCCCACCCAAGAUCUGCCUUCCUUCAUGGUGCCUCCAGGGACCCCUCCUGGCCCCAGGACUGGCUAGAACCUCUGAUGGUAGGGCCAUGGCAUGGUCCUUGGCCCUUCUUGACUAUGUGGCCAUGUUGGUAGCAGGCUUGUUCCAGGCUCCAGCCUCUCUCUGCCAGUGAGAGACCUCCUGCCCACCAGCCCACUGCUCUCAGUGCCUUCUUUGCAGAGCCCGCUAUAUACACUUCUCCCCCCACCUUGGAUGCCCAUUCUAUUCCCUGGGUGCCUCCUUCCCAACUGUGGGGGAUUAAAGGGAGCCCCACUGCUGCUACCUGGGGAAUGGGGGCACCAGGGCCAAGGCAGGGGCCAGGGGCUUCCCAGGGAGCGCCCCAUCAAGAUUCCAGUGUCAGCCCUGGUUCCACCCUUGGUACCGCGCAUUGCCCCUUCCCUUCAGGCUCUUCUGUUCCCUCCUCGAAACUGCAUGAGGGCGCCAUCUAGUGUCUGACAUGAGUAUGGGCAGCCUAGGACUGACCACUGCGCUCAUCCUUCAUCCUCUAGAGAAAGUGGGAAGGAGCUGCUGUAGUGAGGAAAGGUCCCCAGGCUGCUCAGCACUCCCCUUCUGCUGAGCUGCUGCGCAGCUCCAGUUGGAACUUAGCCGUACUGUGUGACCUGCCUCUGAACCCUGAGUGCCUGGGGCCCUGGCCUUCUCACAGCUGGCCUUGCCUGGUCCAGCCUGGCCCUGCUUUCUUUCACAGCAUUACCCUUCCAGCUUGGGCUCUGCUGCAUCUCAGGCUGGAGGGAGCCCCUGCAGGAGGUGGGUGGAAUUGGGUGGCUGCUUUCCCAGAGGCCUGAGCCAGACCAUUCCGAUGUCAGUCAUGGUGCCUCCCCUGCACCCCCCACCCCAAACCAGGCUGGAACCCAAGUCCCCUUCCUCCACAGCUGCUUUCAGUGGGUAGGAAGGAGCUGGGGCCCAGCUUUAGCCUUAGCUAGACUGCAGGGCCUCUGCCAGGGAGGGAUUGGCCCUCACUGUUGCUCCCAGUGGGUAGCCUUGGGCCAGGCUCUCCUCUUUCUGCAUGUGCCACCUCCAGUGAGAAACAAAGCCAAAGAGACCACUCUGGGCCAAGCCAGUUGUGCCUUAUACAUCUCCUCCCAUCUCCAGUGCUCCUGGCACAAGGCAGCAGAGAGCCCAAGUCCUGUGGCCUCAGAAUUCCCCCCAUUUCCCCAAGUGCCUCGGGGGCCUGAAGCCCUGGGGAUUUAUUUCCUCUCUUGUCCAAGGUAGGUCUGGUCCUAAGGGUAAGAUAGAGGGCAUUUGGAGAUUGGGCCUUUAUGCCAUGGACCAUGGCUGGAGAAUGUGCAGUUAUUUAUUUUGUGUACCCCGGUUGUAAAUGUAUCCUCUGUAUUCAAUAAACAGGCUGCCCUCCCCAGGGAAGGCUCCCCAUCCAUUCUGACAGCCCAGGCUCCUUGCUGUGGACCAGGGGGUUACCUAGGAAGAGGAGAGAUGGGGGGCCUGGCCUUGGCAUGGCUACUCUAGGAAGAUCUGACUCAACAUCUGCCAUGCCAGAAGUCAGAGUCCCAAGUGGGGAGGGGGACUCCCGAGAGUCUCUCCUUUCCCUUGAAAGGACAGACAAGAAUACACAAGAGGACAGAGCAUGGGGUCUUUAUUGGAUUGAGGUGGGGAGAGGGCCUGUGGUAGGCUUAGUUGUAGGCUGUGACCUGGUUGAUCCAGGUGCUGAACUUACUAACCCGAGUGUAUAUGGCAGGCUGGCGCACGUUGCAGUUGCUGGUACCCCACGAGACGAUGCCAGUAAGCACCCAUGUGUUCCCUUUCUGGCAGACGAGAGGGCCUCCGGAGUCUCCCUGAGGGAGGGAGAGGAGAGUAGUCAGCGUGGGGAUGAGGGGGUGCCACAGGGCGGUGCAGAGGACAGGACAGGGGGCUGAUGCUCACCUGGCAUGAGGAGGCCCCUGCGCCGCCUGCACAGAUCAUGGAGUCGGUGAUGCGUGAGCCCCAGUAUUGCCUGCACUGAUUCACGGUGACCAGGGGCAGAGCCACCUGCUGUAAGCGCACUGGGGUCGUAUUGCCUAGGGGCCAGAAGGGGAUGGUUGGGCCCUGGAUGACUGCUUCCCACCCUGGCCCUCUCACCCAGAUCUUUGGCCCGAGUUCCUACCCACGCCGCUGAGGCGUCCCCAGCCAGUGGUGGCGCACUUGAAGCCUGCAGGCAGCGCCUCAUCUGGGGAAGCCAGGCAGACUGGUGAGACGCGUUUUGUGUACCGGGCAGGGGAGGCAAGCUUCAGUAGUGUCAGGUCAUUGUUUAGGGUGGUGGGGUUCCAGAAAGGGUGCGUGAUGGCCUGUGGAACCAGGAAGGGGCCAGGUAGGAUGGUGGUGCGCAUAGGCCCCCCAGGGUUGAUGGUUGCUGAGGGGGCUAGCUUAGGGCAUGCCCUGAAUUCCUCAUCCCCAGAGGCCCCCGCCCCGGCCCCGUCCACUCUUCCUUUCCAUGUCUGUAGCCUAAAUACUCACCUUUGAGAUGGACAGGACCUGCAAAGGCUCAGCAUUGGAUGAUCGGUCGUACUCGCCCAGGACAACAACGUGGCGGCCAGGGCUGCAGUGAGAGUGGGGUUGGGCAGCCGCAGGGAGGGCAGAGUGACAAGAGAGGGGCAUCCGGGGGAAGGAGGUGGGGAGAGGUGGGCUCGGGGGCAGGUAGAGUGGGAGUACUCACCUGACAUUGCAGUGGGCAGCAGUGACCACCCAAGACUGGCUGAUGAGGGAACCCCCGCAGAAGUGGAAGCCGCUUCUGUCCUGGGGUCAGGGGUCAGAAGUAGGGGUGGGCUCAGGCUGCACCUAGGCAUGAAGCACCUGGUACCCUGCCCCACCCCUGGGGUGCAUGUACCUGCAGGGACACCUGCCAGGGCCAGGAGCCCGACACUGCAUUCUCUCCGUUGACAAUCCUCUGGCUGAAGCUCAGUGCCGGCUUGAUAGCAGGAAUGCCGCAGCCUGGCCAUUGGGAUGGUGAGGACCUACUUCCCACACCCCCACAACCCCACCACCUCUCCCCACCUCCUCCUGGGUCCAAAUUGAGAGGGCUCGUCACUACCCCUUCUCACCCUGAGAAUCUCUAGGUAUCUUGGUUACCUAUGUCCCCAAAUUCUGUCCGUUCUCUAACAUCUCUCUCCACCCUUACUUCCCAUUGUUCCCCAACUUCACCCCCACCCUCCAACUCAGGCCAUUUUUUUCCUGACCCCUGGGAUAGUCUCCUCCCUGGCUUCGCCACCUGCUCCAGCCUCAACAGCGAGAGGCUUCUCCCUAAACUACACGUCCAACCUUCACUUCUCAGCUUCCUAAACCCUCCCUGGCUCCCAGCUCUGGCCUGAUCUCCUGUCCCAUUUGUGAGACCAGUCCCUGCCCACCUCUUGCCCCGACCCUCCCGCAACCCUGGCACAUCCUUUUUCCUUUCCCCACUCUGUUCACCUGGUUCCCUUCCAGCCAGUCCAACUCCUUCCCCGAGCCCCUGGGCAGGAAGCCUGGGCUGGUUUUAGGAGGCGGGUUGCUUUAGGGCUGGUCAUCAGGGCUAGUCCAGGCCCACUCACCCCAGGAGGAGCCGAGGAGGACCAAGUUAAGGGUCAGACUGAGCAGCAAAAUUGUGGCAGGCAUGAGGUUGAGAGCUGGACCUGCUUUUAUGGUUCUCCUCGUCCUUGGGCAAAAGUCCUAGGCCUGAGACCAAGCCAGCUGUGUGGGCUCAGCCCCCUCCCAUGCUCUGGUCAGGAGGAGGGUCUCUAGGCCAAGGUCCUGGACCCAGGCCUAGACUUUAUCAGAUAGAGCCCAGGUGUGGGGCUCUCACCUCCACCCCCCAGAGCCUGGUCUCUGAUUGGCUCCCUGAACCACCUCACAUCCCAGGUGUUGAGUGCUGAGUAGCAAGGACUUAAACGGUUAAGUUAGGUCUGUGUGGACUACCUGGUGGCUGGGGUCAGGGAAGUUUCUCAGGGCUGUCAGGGGCACAGACAGAGAGGUGUGCUCAGCACCCAGGGGUGUUCCUGAUGGGUGGAGGGAAUGUCCAGCUGUGCUGUGGAGGGCCAGGGCCAUGCGGCCAGGACAGGGGUUCUGGCAGGUCACAAAUCUAACCGCAUCUCAGUGAUUUCUCACCAACUUGGAACAGGAGUCCGUUUGCCCAAAGAGAUGGUGACUCUCCCACAGCACACUGGGUGCGUUUGGACCCAAACCGUCAUCUGGUUCUGAAGCCCACACUCUUACUGAUGAGAUGACGCCUGGGAGAGGCCUGGUACACAGUAGGGUAAGGUGUGAGCCCUUGGUGACUGGCUGACCCUGGAUGGAAGUUACAGGUGCAAGGGUGACAGCCCUCAAAUCUCUGACAGCCUCCAGGCCUUGGGGCUCCCGUGGGCAAGCUCUUGGUGUCCACAGCCCAUCUGAGGAAGAGAAGACAGCCCUGUGUGCAAACCUGCAAUGGGUAAGUUGACUGGGCUCCUAGAGGUGUGGGGGGUGCCAACUGACCCCAAACUUCAGUCAAAAAAAAUAAGAUGUGCUAAUGGUUGAACAGAGGGAUGGAAAUGUGAUCAAGCAAACACAACAAUAGUAACUGUAAAGUCGACUGUGGGUAUAUAGGUGUUCAAUGCAAUUCUUUCAGCUUCUAUGUUUAAAAAUCUUCAUAAUAAAAUACUGGGGGGAAAAGCACAAUCAGGAGCCCAGGGAAGUCCAGCUCAGAGUAGACCCUCCCCAGGGGUUGGGCAGACUCUUAACAGUUCCGAAGCUCCAGUGGAAUCAGCUGUUCUGAGGGCAGGAUGCUCCUGCCAGCACAUGGCACCUAGGCUGGCCUCAGUGGGUGCUCAGCAAAGGUUUGCUGGAUAAAUGUGUCAUGUCAUCUCUCUCUGCAUGAGCCCUGUGACGCCUGUCAGCCCAGCAAACUUGGGAGGUCAUUCCCCCCCUCCCUUCACAGCUCAGCACGUGCAAAUAGAAGUCCUGUUUGGUGUUAGCACCUCAGGGUGUGCCUGGUCAGGUGAGCGGUUGCGCAAAGGUAUUUCAGGGGUGAGGAGUGUUCUGUGAGAACUUGCCCUUAGAGUCAGGGAGCAGCUCCUCUAUCAGCAUUGAGGGCUAACUCUGUGGGGUCCAUGGGGGCCUCCUUGACAGAGGUGUGGGCUUUGCCAUGGGACACUGAUGAGCCAGGUAAAGGCUGUAGGUGGGGCAGUGUGUGGGGCCUUCUGGGUUUUACAACAGUCCCCAGUGGACUAGAGGGCAAGAGCAAGGCACUGGAGUGGUAGAGGGACCUCUAUGGUGUAGAGAGUCAGGAGCGGGCUUUCCACCUUGAGCUGCAAUGCUUGCCAGGGCUGGGGUUCUGGAGGAGUAGAUGCCUAAGGCGAUGGGUAAAGGGCACCUCUUAGGCCAGGCCCUGGAGCCAUGCAGGGAGUGGCCCUGCAGGUGUACAUUAGCCACAGAGUCCUGAUGGCUGCUUGUCUCCCCCUCCACCCAGGAACACAGCCAUCUGUUUAGGUGUUUUGGUUUUUUUGUUUUUUAAAGAUUUUAUUUAUUUAUUUGACAGAGACAGACACAGCGAGAGAGGGGAAAAGCAGGGGGAGUGGGAGAGGGAGAAGCAGGUUUCCCGUGGAGAAGAGAGCCCAAUGCGGGGCUCGAUCCCAGGACUCUGGGAUCAUGACCUGAGCUGAAGGCAGAUGCUUAACUGAGUGGGCCACCCAGGAGCCCUGUUUAGGUGUUUUGUAUUUCCUGGGUUUACUCCCCCCUUGUUCCAAGCCCUAAGCAUCAUCCUACUUCACUCCACUUCCAUGGCCUGCACGGUUUCCUCCAGCAGCUCCAGGGUCAGUGGCUUCACUGUCUGGGACAGCACAGCUGUGGUCCCAGGGGCAAAGUGGUAGUGGCUGGGCCUGGGAGAGGAGAGGGACGGCCUCUCAACUUGGGCCCAUCAUGUGGCCCAUCCUCUUCUUGCAGCCCCCAUCUCCCCUGCUACUGCCCCAUCCUCCCCAGCAGUCCCCCAUCUCCCAUGCUCCCACCUCUCUAUGGGCUUUGUGGGUGAGCUUAAUGUUCUCAGAAGCUUGGCGCCGGUCCGCAUUAUCACACAUGCAUCCACACUGCCCCCAGAGCCCAGGUCACCCAGGAUCCCUGCAGUGACAGCUUCCACUAGCAGCUCCUGCGCGGCCUCCAGCUGUGAUGAUAUGUGUGCUUGAGGCCCGAUGGACCCUUCUGGUAUCAUCUUCAGGCUACAGCCUAGAGGUUUUGUUCAUCUCGAAGCCCAGAUUAUUUACCAUUUGCUCAUACCCAGACUCCUCUGUUUCCCUAUACCCCCAUCGACCCCAAGCUCCCUUGCCCUGGUCUCUGCCUCCCUCUCUCCAGAGACGCUGUGUUCCCAGUGCCCCAUCUUCACAAACUUCUCUUGAGUCACUUAAACUUGUGGUUCUGCUUCCAGUGCUGUCCACCCAACCAAUGUGGUCUUGCUCCCCAAUCUACUGGCUCACUGCUUUUUCCCUUUUGGACCUUAGGCACCUCUGAAGCAACACAUGUCAUCCACUUUCAUCCCACCCUAAACAAAAUCCAGACUCCAGACCCCACUUGCCCGUUACCUCCUCCCUCAGCUUCAAAGGGUCCUGAGCUUUGACUUCUCCAGGACUGGCACUGACGGUUGUCUGCUGGAACAGCGCUUCUUCACUCGGACUCCACUGGCCCCUCAGUCUCCAUUCAGUCGUCACCUCCAAGAAGCCUUCCCUAACCUCUAGACUAGGCCAUGAUACCUCACCUUUGUGUUACCAGAGCUCCCGCGUGCCCUACCCAUCAAUGAACGCGUAGUGAGGGACAGCGGUUGCUUACCCUCAUGUUCGGCUGGAACCGAUCCUCCAGUACGGCCAGGGCGGCGUCCUGGCCGGAACCUGCAAAUAGGAGGGGCAUCUGAGGUCAGUCGUGGCCACCCGGCCGCGGGACGAACGUGAGGCCACGGUCGCAGGGUCGGGAUUCGUGGGGAAGGGGCGGAAGCGCUCACCCAGGGCUGUGAAGGGCAGACGGCUGUAGGAGCCGUGGGGGUGCACGCUGUAGAGCUGCGGUCCAGUCAAGUCUACUCCGCCCACUAUCAGCGACGCGCCCACGUGGCCCCGGUACCUUUUCACGAAUGGGCGUGGUCAGCCCCAAGCCCUGGGCUUCAGGCCCCGCCCCUCCGUGACACCGCCCUCGGACCCGAGCCCCGCCCGUUCCUGUGGUCUGGCGCCCCGGUACUAACAUUGCUCCUUCCUGUUGCCCAGCUCCUCUUAGGUCGGCCUUUUCCGGUCUCCGGGGCUCUCGCAGCCCCGCCCUUCCUCCUGUCCUUCCUCCUGUCCCACAUCCUCUCAGUUCCGCCCUCCCUACAGCGGCCCCUCCUCAGGGUCAUCUUAGCCCCGCCCCAGUACCGGAAGAGCGUCUGGCGCAGAACGCGCGUGACCGUAGCCACGCGAAUCUCCCGGCCCGUGGACAGGGCGUGUAGCUCCAUGUUGGACGCCGCCAGCCGCGUGGUCAUUUCGGCGUCCGCGGCUACUCCAGCCCCACAGCAGCUGAGAACGAAGAGGGGGUUCGGUGUGGGCGGGGCUAGGGCCUGCGGGGACCGGGAAUGGGAACGAGGGUCGGUUCUUGAGUGGGGCAAAGGGGUUGGGGAUUUCUCACUAGAUUUUGGGGGCGAUGAAGUGGAUCUUCUCGCAGUUCUUGUCCAUCACAACCGAAUCGCUAGUGGCCCGCGUAUCCGCGCCCAGGAUGACCCCGUCCUGGGGAGGGAGAGGGGCCGCUGGCUCAGUGCCUGUCCGAUUCCCCAGCAAUCCCUCUAAACCCUCCAGUCCCAAGUCCCUGCUCACUUGGAACACAAGGCCCGCGAUGGUGGUACCGGUUCUGUGUGCCUGAGGGAUCCGGAGCCCUGGGAGGACUCGUUCUAAGGAUGCAUUUCUGGAAACGGAGUGGAGAGGCCCAGGCUGAGGUUCCUCUUCUGGGACCCCAUCCGUCACAUCCUCCAGCUCUGUCCUAGCCUCCCUCACUUCUAGGGGUGGGAGCACAGGAACCCAAGUCGCCCAGCACACGCUGCCGCCCCUCCGCCCCCACCAGGAAUAAAGGCCCUGGGGCUUCCACUCCCAGAAGCCCUCGUGGAGAACAUAGGCAGCACCGCUCCCGACCAACCCCCGCCCCCCCAUCACCUCUGGCAGUUCUCGAAGGAGAAGCCCCUUCGGGGCUCUAACGCUGGCUUCAGCAUCUGGAGGUGGGCAGGGUGGUCCAGGGAUUGGGGGUCUACGUUCGACCAGAGCGGAGCAAGAAGGGCCAAAGUCGGGUGCUCUGUCAGGCAACCCCCUAGCCCUUCUGACGCGUCUGGCUUUCGGUUUCACCUUUCCUCAGAGCGUGGCUGGCCCCUUCUGCAGCUUCUCUUUCACUUUCACCUUCACCUCUGGUCCUGGGCAGCUUGGCAAAGGGGAGAUGUCCUUGCCUGGCUUUCCAUCCUGCUCCCUAGUCCUCUGAACAGAGGGACAAAUGCCUCCGUCUGGCCAUUGUUCAGUAGCUCCUCCCCCUUCCAGCCUGAGUCCCUAGCUUUUCCUAUCAGUAUCCCAACUCUAACCUCAAGUCCCUCAGCCCUAAGGUUGUCACACUGGCCAGGUUUCUGUUACUUGCCUCCCAACAACAUCAAGCAUGGCUGCCUUUUGUCCUUUGGCACCCUCUUUCUUUCAGCUCUUUUGUUGCCUUUGCCUUCUCCCUGAAACCUGAAACGCCAAAGCUCAGUCCUCCACCAUGGUGACCGAUCCUUCCUGCUUCCCUCUCUCAGGUGCUGUCUUCCCUCUCUCAAGAGGGAUGCUGUGGGGCUGUCCAUCUAGUGGCCUGGAGGCAUGCUUGCCUCUGCCCAUGGCCCAGCCUUAGUUUUCCUCCCAAAUGACCCUUUAUCUGUCCACAUCUUUCUCCUAACCACUGCUUUAGUCUCAGCUAGCCUCGUCUCUCCCCUGAAUACUGCACUACCCUCCCUGGCUUCCCCAAGCUUCCUGCCCCUCAGCCCCCACCCCAGGCUACCCUUUACCUUGCAGAGAAGGGACUCUUUCUAGAUUGCAAAUCUGGUUAUGCUCUUACCCUGGUUAACCCCUUCAGCAACUGCAUAUUGCUCUUAGGCUCAAACCCAAGUCUUUACAGCAGCCCACAGUACCCUUCUCAUCCCAUCUGAUCUCAGAAUAGGCACCACCUCCUCUGGGAAGCCUUCCCUGACCCACAAGACUCAGCCCCUUGGUGCUCCCUAAACUUUUCUCUCAGACCACUUAGCUCCAUUAAUUAAAUCUUCAUUAGAGAAAUUAUCUGAUUCGUGGCUGUCUCUCCCCCAGAUUUUAAACUCUUGCGCUUCUGUCACCCACUUAGCACUCAAAAGGCCCUGUCUAGGGGGGCACCUGGGUGGCUCAGUCGGUUGAGCGUCUUGACUCGUGAUUUUGGCUCAGGUCAUGAUCUCAUGGUUUGUGGGGUCCAGCCCUGUGGUGGGCUUUGUGCUCAGCGGGGAGCCUGCUUGAGAUCCUCUCCCUCUCCUUUGCCCCGCCCCCCCAUAAAUAAACCUUAAAAAAAAAAAAGGCCCUGUCUAGUGGUGGGAUCCACCUGCCCUUUGGGGAGCGGGCGCGGGACAGCUCACCUCUUCCCUGCCCUGCGCCCUUGGCUCCAAGUGCCCCCAUCCGACAGCUGUGUGCGCAGCUACCUCCAGUCCCCCAUCCCCAGAGCAGAGGCAGCCUACAUAAACAGCUCAUCCAGGAGAGUGGGAAGCUCUACAUCUCAGGGUUCCAUAUUCAAUCCCAGGCUUCACCAAAGUCCAUCUUGCCCUGACCUUCCACAAAGUACCAGGCCUAUGGCUGCUACUCAGCGAAGCCUAGUGGGUGCACACUAGUGCCUCCUCCUCCACCCACAGGACACAGGUCAAAGCUUAGAGAGCAAAAGAAGGUCUUUAUUCGGGGGGCAGAGGCCCUGGGCUGGCAGUUGGGGGUUCAGGGGUGCUACGUCGGUAGGUACCCAGCAGGAUGGCAUUGAUGUGCUCCAGAGUCUGGUUGCUGAAGACCAUGUUGAGGUGCUCUGUCCCAUGGAGAGGCAGCAGGUGCACAGGCUGUGGCUGGCGGCUCUGCCAGUGGGCACAGAGCUCCGUGCUGCGUGUGGCCACAGUGUCAUCACCGUCCUCGUAGAGCACCCCCACGGGGUCUGUGUAGGGGAAGCCGUGGUCAAAGAUGUAGGUGCGGGGUGUGGGCAGGCCCACGCCAUACAGACAGUAUACUUCCACGCCGGGUGCUGGGAGGCCUGCCAGUAGGUCACGUGACUGGAGCCACAUGUACCAGCCUUCCUCAAAGUGCACAUCUGCAAAGAAGCGCUGGAAGUCACGGCCUGUGUAGUUGAUGCCGGGCGUGGAAAUGAACACAUGGUCCUCAGGCCAUGCCUCGCUGGAGGGAAACAUCCAGGGGGAGGUCGUUGAUAUACGCUGUUCCUCUCUCAGCUUGAUGCUGGACAUGAUCGGGAUGCCCUGGUUGUCACCUGUGAACACAAAGCCAGGUGGGUCAGGGAGCCUGGCCACCUCUGGCCCACACCUUGCCUCCCAGCCCAAGCUCAGCCAGAUGCUCAGUCUUGUCCCUGGCCAAUUCCAACGCUGACUCCAAGCCACAAACUCGGAGCAGGCCUGGCAUUCAACAGGUGUUCAAUGUGUGCUUAGUGAACGAGAGGCCCUGGUGGCACGUCUGUGGGGCAGAGCUGUAGAGCCUCAAAAGGAGGGAGAAGUUGGUUUCCUGAAGAUGGGUGUAUAUGUGUGUAGAUGGGAGGAUGGUGCUGGUGGUUCUCCUCAGCCAAGUGUCUGUUGGGCCCUGUGGCCUGGGGCUAUGCAGGGGUCAGAGCUAUGUUCUUGGGAAGGAUAAAAUUAGACUGUGUCUGUGUUUGGCCCUUAUUGAUGGAGUCUGAUGGAGUCUUUCCCUCAGCAGAUCGUGAGCUACUGGGGGAAGGUAGAGUCUGGCUGUGCCCAGCAUACAGUUAGUACUCAUACAGUUAGUAGCUGUGCCACUUCUCAGGAAGGGCAGAGGGGCUUCUAGGGUGUGGCCCUGGCUCUGGCAGAUCUGUCCUCAGUAGGCAGAUCCCUGGAAAAUGGGCUCCUGGAAGCAGAAGGCCGCUGAAAGCUGAGUGGGCAGGCCCUGAGACCACAAGGAACAGACGUAGUCCAUGUGUCAGAUUGCCAGGGUUCACUUCCUUUCUGUUUACUUUCCUUUUGUCACCGAAACACCACCAAAACAGACUUCUGGCAGGAGCUACCAGGCCAGGCCGGGCUCACUGCUCUCAAGGGGCCAGUGACAGGGGCCAGGCCUCAGGGGUGGUAAAUAGCACGGUCAGCCAGGCCUUGUGAGCAGAAGCAGGAGUGAGGGCAGGCCCAUGGUCAGUUUCAUCCCCCUCCACCCCCGGCCCCUCAAUGACACGGGUGGUCUGAGGCCCUCUCACCUGAGGCCAAGACCAGCAUGGGCUUGAUGGAGCCCCCCCAGGGAGCCCCAAGAGAGAUGAAUCCAUCGACGAAGCGGUCCUUCCAGGCCUGGGGCUGGCGUAGCAAGAAAUAGAGCAAGUGUAGGCAACCGAGGCUGUGACCAAUGAGGAAGACAGGCUUCCCAUAGGCAGCAUGCAUCUCCUCCACCAGCCCGGCGAGCUUCCGGUAGUAUUCCUCCUGCUGGCCUGCAGCAGGGUGGAUGGGGUCAGGGCAGUGGGGGGUCAGGGCCCACCUGCCCCAAGCCCACUAUCUGCAGAGACACUCACUGGGCUCCAGCCGCCAGUCGUAGGGGGCGGCCCGCACCGUCUCGUCCCGCACAUACCCGUUGUUGACCAGGUUCUGCACCAGUGUGUGCAUGUAACCUGUGGGGAAGGUAGCAGCACUGGAGGCUCUGGCCACAGCUCCUGUGGGCCGGCCACGGCUGCAGCCUGCCCCUUCCCCAAUAAACACACCUGCCAGCUUGUUGUUGUCCAGGUACUCAACAGAGUAGGUCUUCCCAAAGCCAGGGACACGGAUCUGUACACCAGGGGCAUUGGACACGCGCCCAGAGCUGCGGUUGUAGACGACCCUGGGGGCAGUGGGACACUCAGCAGGCCAGCAGCCAAGGGGCCGAGCGUAGGGGCCGGGGCAGAGGGGAUGGCACGUACCUUGUGUUAUCAAUCCAGCAGUCCACUCCAAGGGGUAGGAAUAUAUUGAGAUCCAGCCAGAUGGUGAAGAAGUCCUCCGUCUUGCGGUAGCACAUCCAGUUCACCACAUCUGGUUUAUCCAGCUUGGCUUCCAGCUGAUUCCCCAGGCAGCCAGGCACUGUGGGCGCUAGCCUUCAUUCUGAAUUCCUUGGAUUCCUCCCUUGCCCCGCCCCCCAUGCCUGUUCCCCAACCUCUCGCUUUGUGACCAGCUCCGCCCCUCCAUCUCCCACACCCUCAACCUCCAGGAACUAAGGACUUGAUCCUUUACAUAAACAGGAUCCCACCCCAUCCCCCCAGCAGCCCAGGGCCCAGGUUCCCCUCAGGCAGGGAAGGUGCAGGGGCCAAGGCCACUGACCCCUGUCCGCAAAAGGCAAACACCUGGCCUGGCUCUCCAUUCAUGCCUAAGUCCAAGGUGAGAACAAACAGCUAUGGGGGAGUGGGGGCUGGGCCUCGGAGGAGGAGGCAGGCCUUGAUGGGCCUCUUCUGUUUUCCUGGGCUGGGCAUCUUGUCCUUGCUGGGAUGGGGGCUGAGUGGCUGCAGCUGACCACAGCUUGUAAUGCCCUGGCCAAGCCCUCAGGCACACCCGCCCCCAACUCCACCCGCCUAGGGUAGACAGCUCAGAGACACAGGAACAGUGUGGUGGGGGAAGGGGUUCAUUUCUCUGCAGGAGAAGCCUUUGGACCCUCAAACAGAGAGGCAGGUAUCAGGGCGAAUGCAGGGGCAGAAGGGCCUUGGCAGGGUCUGCUACCAGGGGGCUGGGGCCCAGGCUCCCCGAGGUCUGGCCUGGUGCAUCAGGGGCCUGGCGGGGGCUUACCGAGGAUGACGGGCCGUGUGUGGUUACUGAGCUCAGCCUUGGGCGUGGUGUGCGGGGGGAAGAGCACAUUGAAAAGCCAGAAGGGGGAGGCAGGGGGGAGCAGCAGCCCGAGCAGCAGCAGCCCCCAAGGCCAUGGGGAGCCCGACGGCCCCAUUCCAGCCCUAGUGCCUACUGCCCACUGAAGCAGUCCUGGGCUGGCCUUAUCUGGAGUGGUGGUGGGAGGGGCCCUAAGGCCAGUGGGAGGGACAGCCUGGCCAAUGGGGGUGGCCAGAGGUUGCCGGGAAGGGGCAUAGCCUCGGAGCCAGCUCUGGGCCUGGUUUCAGUUCCGCCUUCUUCCCUUGGUGCCAGGGGAAACAGAGCCGGGGCAGCAGGAGGCCCAGAAGUACACAAUGUUUUAUUGAAAAAAGUCAGGCCCCAGCUGGCCAGUUCCAUUCGGCUUGGCUUGGUGGGGGUCCCUGCCCACAGGAGCCUGAGCCAGGUCUUCCUGCAGGUGGGCUGGGCCAGACCCCCCUCCCCUGUCGCCCUUCCCCUCCUCUCUGAUGGUGACAUCCCAACAAUAAAUAUGCAAUAAAUAGCGUUCCUGGGCAGGCUGCCUUCAAAUCUCCCAUGAGCCCCCCUCCCCCUCCCAAGUCUUCUCCCGCCAGGACAGGCCUCCUGGGGUGCUGGAUGGGGAAGUCCCCAGACCUCUCAGGGUCCUGCAGAAGCUCGGAUCCAUUGCCAUUACCAGCCCAGGCCUGGUCUUCCAAGGAGACCUAGCAAAGCUGGGUCCAGGACAGGGCUGUCGGGUGAGUGCUGGGAGAAGGCUGUUACCCUGGACACCUCCACUCCAAGCCAAAGGUGUAUAUCCGGCUCAGGAGUAGAUGGUGAUCACUUCACGGCCACCUCCGCGCACCAACAGCACACGCUCGAGGCCCUCGGUCAGCACCUCCAGGAACUCCAUGUCUGCAGGGCGUCAGGUCAAGGAGGCAGCACCAGGACCAAGGGGCACCCAGGGAAGUUUGGCCUAUUAAUCAGAGCUGGGGUAACCUAGCACCCCCCGGGGGCAUCUAGGGAGAAGAGGUCCUGGCCUGACCCCAUGCGUUGUCCACCUCCCCACUGCCAGCCUUUCCACCAAAGGAUACAGUUCUCAUCACCUUCGCUGUUCUUGGGGGGGCCAGGCAUGUUCAGUAGAACCAGGCGGGCAUCGUGGGAGCGCGUGACGAUGACUUCGUUGAGCUUCACAGCGGUGUGCAUGCGCCGCACAUUGGACUGGUCCCUGCAGGUAAUGCAGCUGAUCACAGGCCCCACCCCUGGCCCACCCGAAGACCCUGUCCGCCCCCAGCCCACCUCCACUCCCAGACCCCCGUGUGGUGGGGUCUGUUUUUGCUGCACUCACGGCUUAAUAUGCACCAGCUCCCGGAAAUUGUCAGGGGCGUGGCUGGGGUCCCAGGGCUCCGCCGCCAUGUACUUGUCCCGUGUCCAUGUCAUCUGGAUUUUGUCAGCCCCAGCAGCAGACUCGUCUUCCUCGUCGGAGUACAGGCUCUCCAGCCGCAGGGCUGAGUGUCGGUCCUUGACCAGCUGGGCCUGAGAAAAAUCAGAGGUGGCCUCAGUGCCACGGGAAAAGGGGGACCUGGAUGGCCCAACACGAUCACUUGGCCUCCGGGAAAUGGGUACUGACUUGGGUGAGGCUGGGUGGGGUGCGCCAUUCUGAUUCCCCAAAGUGAUGGUGUCUCCAAAGCCUGACCUGCCACCCGCCCCUGCCUGAAAUGAGAGAGCCACUGACUUCUCGCUCCCGCUCCGUCUUCGUCAGCCUCAUCUGCCGCAGCAUCUGGGAGCGCUGUUCCAUCAUCAGUGUCCGCUCAUAGGUGUACGCGGAGAUAUCGCUGUUAUGCUGGGGAGAGAGUGGAGCACGAAGAAUGGGCUGCAUGCAGCCGGCUAUCCACAGGGCCACGGGGGCAGGUGACUCACCAUCUCUACCACCUCCACUUCUGCCUCAAGGCGCAGGUGGUACAGGAAGACAGCCAGAUCCUUCUUCAUCUGGAUGCUGUUGUCGUCCAUCUGGGCCACGGUGAAGAUGCGCAUCCGGCACUUCCUCCACACCUGGGGCACAGGAGCAGGUAGGUGGCUGAGUCACAUUCCAGCCCUCCCAGGGCCCAGCCCUGCCCACCUGGGUCCACCCGCCUGGCCCACCUUGUGCUGGCGCAGCAGGAAGGGCAGAAGCAUGAGCAUGCCCCCGUCGUGCACGAUCCACCAAACGUCAAUGUGGCCCUCCAGGUAGCGCUCAUGGUUGCUGGGGUAGAAGGCGAUGUUCUUGGGCACAAGCAGGGCCAGGUGGGCCGCCGUGGUGCAGCGCACAGUGUC